AUGAUGUUAACUUGCUGCUUUCAUCUGAAAGUUUCAGACGAGCCUCCGGAUACUAAUGGCAGCACAGCAGCGUCAUUAACUAUUUCCUGUUUGCCUAGUCCAACCCCAGAGAUGACUGUUCCUAAUACGAUGACCACCGACUCAGCCUACUCCAGCCCUCUAAAUGGCGUCACUAUAUCAACGGCUGCUUGCUCCUCAGUUGGCAUAGAUGACACUGACUUUUCUGCUACACCUACAAGGUCGGCUGAAGAAGUUGCUGCCUCCACUGCACCCUCAUCUUCCACUACAGUCUAUCGACAUUCUCCAGGCGACGAAGAUGACGGCUGUAUACUGUCGUCAGACGCCACAUCGACAGCUCUGGCUGUCAUGGAAGGGGACUCAGUUCACUCUCUUGGCCGGCCGGCUGCUACAGUCACAGUUGUCAACAGGGAGGUUUGUAAUACUGCAGCAGCCAAAGCAUCUGAAGAGUCUGCAGGAACCUACAGCAGCAAGGGCGUAAAUCGUUUUAGUCAUGUAAUCUCAGGUCGAGGGAAGUCGCAGAAACGAAUCGUUGCCUACUCAACAGCGAUGGAAUCCAUACAAGCUAGUUCUGAACCAGUUGAAUUGGAAAUUGAAGAGCAGGAACAGAUUCCGUAA
Messenger RNA from Protopolystoma xenopodis, 636 nucleotides. The record is from the annotation of a GenBank genome assembly. NCBI's taxonomy places the organism in Eukaryota, Metazoa, Platyhelminthes, Monogenea, Polystomatidea, Polystomatidae.